AGCCGUUGCGUUGCCAACGUUUAUUUGCGCUCGAGCCUCGAACAGUGAACAGGUAGCACAGCACACAGCUCUUAUAGCCGAAUACCGAAAUCUUCAAGAGAAAAGACUUCAACGGUAAUUUGAAAAUUAGAAACAAGAAAAAACACAGUUCGAAAAAUACAAAAAGAAAAAAGGAAAUCAACUCCGCGGUGCAGUUAAUUUAAUUGAAAAUAAUAAAAUCGAGUUAUUAUACGUUGCGCUUUCCAAUUUCGGUUCAACGAAAAGAAAACAUAAUUGAGCCCGGUGUGAAAAUAAAUACAAACAUCUGAGCCACCAGCCAAGGAAAACACCAGCUUGGGUGAAAUUCAAUUGACAAACUAACAAAAAAGUAGAGGAAAAUCAACUCUGCCGUCCGCCCAAUUCGAGUUUUGUGGUCAAGUGCCUGGCAAUUGUGCAAUUUCAAGACUCUUAACCUUAACAAUUAUUUUUUGGCCACAAAUACAAAGCUAUUGGCACAAUUCAAAGCAAAUCAAGUGCUUACUUUUACCCAAAAAAAAAAAAUAAAUAUAAAAUAAAAUCAAACAAAAAGGGCGCUUCGAAAACGAAAGCAAAACACAAUUUCAAUUUCGAAUCCCCCACGCUUUGCUAAAUUCGAGUGGCAGCCCCCAGAAGACAGCAAAAUGGUUGAGAAAACAGAAAUGUCGAAAUUCGUUGGCGUUGCCGACAUAACCGAGAACAAGAAAAUCUGGCGCAUGCUAUUCGGCGAAAUGGUGGGCACAUUUUUCUUGGUCUUCGUCGGCGUUGGCAGCACGACGAGCGGAAGUGUACCACAAAUCGCAUUCACCUUUGGCUUGACUGUGGCCACCAUCGCCCAGGGCUUGGGUCACCUGAGUGGCUGUCACAUCAACCCGGCUGUCACCUUGGGCUUUCUCAUUGUCGGCGAGAUCAGCAUCCUGAAGGCAGCGUUCUACAUCAUCGUCCAAUUGGUGGGCGCCAUCGCAGGAGCGGCUGUGAUCAAGGUGGCCCUUAACGGACUAGUCGGUUCUGGACUGGGAGUCUCCUCCUUUGAUCCCUCCUUGGACGCCGGACAGGCGGUACUCAUUGAGGCACUGAUCACCUUCAUCCUGGUGUUUGUGGUGAAGGCUGUUUCAGACCCGGCUCGUUCGGACAUCAAGGGAUCGGCUCCGUUGGCUGUAGGACUAGCCAUCACCGCUGGACAUCUGUGCGCCGUGAAACUGAGCGGUGCCAGCAUGAAUCCAGCCCGAUCCUUCGGACCCGCCGUGGUGCAGGGCAUGUGGGCAGACCACUGGGUCUACUGGGUGGGCCCCAUCGCCGGUGGCCUGGUUGCCGGAAUCAUCUACCGGUUCAUCUUCAAGGUACGCAAGGGCGACGAUGAGGCCAACUCGUACGACUUCUAGACUUCUAAACAAUAUCCGAAAUACCAUAUUUUUUGUAAAUGUCCGCACCCGCUUCCCAUCCACAUUACAUUUCGCUUAACACCCACCAGGGACACAUUGAAUUAUUUUUCCAAAAUUUUCAACCUUACCUCUGACCUCUGAACACUAAUUUCCCCCCGCCCCCUGUCUCACACACAACUGUACAAUUUUUUAUUUGUUAAAAAAUAAAAAGCAGACAUCUGUUUAGUUAAUAAUGCGAUGAUAACACCUAAAAUAUGCAAUAUUGUAUUUGAGUAAUUUUAAGCUAAAUUAUGUGCACAAUAUCGAGGGAAAACUGUAUUGAAGCUUGACUAAAUUGUAUCUCGAAGGCACUUUCACUUUGUUGAGCACCUAACGAAUUGUAUUAUGACUAUUGUGUAAUAAAAUGUAAAUCAAGAAAAUACAA
This is a messenger RNA of Drosophila ananassae, 1821 nucleotides long. It is a transcript of the gene Drip, whose product is annotated as aquaporin. The coding region runs from base 660 to 1397 and encodes 245 amino acids. Gene Ontology annotation, molecular function: water channel activity. The record is from RefSeq and is a predicted model, not a curated record. Gene Ontology annotation, biological process: transmembrane transport. The transcript has 4 exons. Lineage: Eukaryota; Metazoa; Arthropoda; Insecta; Diptera; Drosophilidae. Gene Ontology annotation, cellular component: plasma membrane.